AUGGCAGCUCUCGAUGUCAAUGGUCCCUUGCCCGAGCUGUCUGAGCAGCAGCCGGACGAUCUCAUCCCCGAGUCCCGGGUCCUCAUUAUCAUGACUGGUGGUACGAUUUGUAUGCGACAGUCCCCGUCAGGCUUCAUUCCUGCCAGAGGUUUCCAGGAGCAAUGUCUGGCCCGGGUGCCGACAUUCAACGAUGGUUCGCACCCGAGCAUGAUGGAUGUUGUGAUCAACUCAGACGGAGAGAUCAAAGGACAUCCCGCUCUCCGCACACCACAGACAGCCUAUGGGCGACGGGUGCGGUACACUGUCUUCGAGUUCGAAGAGCUCCUCGAUAGCAGUUCUAUCGAUGCGAAAGGUUGGGCUCAGAUCGCCCACACCGUUGAACGAAACUACACACUUUUCGAUGGCUUCGUCGUCCUCCACGGAACAGACAGUCUCGCAUACACAUGCUCAGCGCUUAGCUUCAUGCUGCAGAAUCUCGGAAAGCCCGUGAUUCUCACUGGAGCACAGGCGCCCAUGCUGGAAUUGCAGAAUGAUGCCACCGAUAACCUUCUCGGAUCACUGGUUGUGGCUAGCCAUUUCAUGAUCCCCGAAGUGUGCCUGUACUUCAACAACCGACUGUUCCGUGGCAACCGGUCGAUCAAGGUCGCGGCCAGUGAUUUCGCUGCCUUCGACUCUCCGAAUUGUCCCCCGCUGGCGGUGACAACCUCCAUGCGGACCAACGUGAACUGGGAGCUGGUCAACCGACCGAAGAGCCUCGAACAUUUCCGUAUCCAGACCAACCUCGACACCACCCACGUGGCAUGUCUUCGUAUCUUCCCUGGUAUCAAGCCGGAGAUGGUCGACGCCGUGCUGAAGCUGGAAGGACUCCGUGGUUUAGUGUUGGAGACGUUUGGCGCCGGUAACGCACCGAGUGGUCAAGACAAUGCCAUGACCAAUGUGUUGGCCGCCGCUAUCAAGAGAGGAAUCGUGAUCGUGAAUGUCACGCAAUGUCUGACGGGAAGUGUCAGCCCAGUCUAUGCCCCAGGCAUGAGUCUCUCUCGCGCCGGAGUCGUCGCAGGACUCGACCUGACCACCGAAGCUGCACUGACCAAGAUGUCGUAUCUUCUCGCUCUUCCCGAUUCCACCCCAGAAUGGGUAGCCAAGAAAAUGUCAGUAUCUCUUCGCGGCGAAUUGACCGAGGUAUCGCAGCCAGUCUUCCGCCAUCCGGACGGGGCGCUCCCAGAGCGCGUUCAGUCCCUCACGGUGCUCGGAUACGCCAUCGCGCAGGGUGAUCUCGAGCGCGUGGAGGAGAUUGUGGCCCGAGAACACCAAUGGUUAUUGAAUGACGCCGACUAUUCGGGCAACACACCUAUCCACCUCGCAGCGACAUCUCCCUCAAUUGAGAUUCUCCGAUACCUGUUGCUCCAGGGUGGCUCCGUGCACUUGCGAAACCGCAAUGGUCGGACGCCGCUGUUCCUGGCGGCCAACGCAGGAUUGUCGGAGCACGUGCUGCUGCUACGCAAGUCUGGAGCGCAUCUGCACUCUGACGAACGCACGGCGGCGCAGUUGUUGGCCCGGCGCCGACCUGGCGUCUGGGGGUUGGCGGGGAUUGGGCCGCGCGAGAGAACCACUUUCGUCGCAAAAGGAGCCCCAGAAGAAACACCGCUCCCGGGUCUUGGCAGACGCGUGAGAAGCUGCGGCGCACGGAUUGGCCGAGCAACGUGGGCUAGCCGGGCUUUGUCAGUCGGCUGUGACGGCGGUUUCUUCGCUAGUUAG
Molecule: messenger RNA, 1755 nt
Organism: Aspergillus welwitschiae
Lineage: Eukaryota; Fungi; Ascomycota; Eurotiomycetes; Eurotiales; Aspergillaceae
Product: putative lysophospholipase
Exons: 5
Coding region: 1-1755 (584 amino acids)
Molecular function (GO): protein binding; asparaginase activity
Source: RefSeq, a predicted model, not a curated record